AUGCUUCUUUCAACACGCCUCGGUCGUUCCAGUAGACCUUGCGCAAGGCAUCUGCGAUUCGCAAGACAGUGUGCGCCUCGAGGAGGUCUUUCGAAGAGCUUGCGACAAUGUAGAUAUCUUGCCACGGAAGCCGACUCCGCAGGGGUUGCUGGGAGCACAGCGGCUGCUCCUUUUGCAGACUCCAAAGCACGCUUCAAUGAAAUAGGGGUACAGCAGUUGAGUAGUCACGUCUACUCACAGAUCUUCAAGGAUGGAUGCCAACCAGCCCCGGAAAACCUCGUUGAGUUAUCCAAGGAUCAUCUACGUCGCCAUGAGCUUCUAGGGAAGAAUACCGACAACACUCCUCCGAUUUCGUUUGAUCUUCCCGAACUUCAAGGCCGGACCCUUGACGAACACUUUUAUAAACUUGGACUCGAUGCCGCAGAACCAUAUCUCUCUAAGGCUAAUCAAUUCACGCGUGCGAACGCGCCUCCAAAGCCACGAAAAUGGGUUCGAAGAAGUGGAUGGACAAAGUAUUUUGGGGAUGGGACUUCGGAGGCAGUUGAUGCGCCACAGGAGGAUAUGUUAUGUUUUGAUACGGAAGUAAUGUGGAAGGAGAGUUCUUUUGCUGUAAUGGCAUGCGCUGUCAGUCCUACGCACUGGUACGCUUGGUUAUCACCAUGGUUGUUGGGCGAGACAGAGAACGAUCGCCAGCUCAUACCUCUGGGAGACCCAAAUCAACAUCGGAUAAUAAUUGGACAUAAUAUCGGGUACGACCGAGCGCGGAUCGCCGAAGAGUACGACUUGCAACAAUCGAAGAAUAAUUUUUUGGAUACCAUGUCCUUACAUGUAGCUGUGAAUGGAAUGUGUUCACGUCAACGGCCGACCUGGAUGAAACAUAGGAAGAAUCGAGAAUUACGAGAUAAAAUUGCAGGAGAGACUGAUAAUGUGGAACUGGCCGGACUUCUUGGGAAUAAGGCUCUGACAGAGGAGGAGGAGGAGCUAUGGGUUGGUAGAAGUUCUGUCAAUUCUUUGCGAGACGUGGCAAAGUUUCACCUCAAUGUCAACAUCGACAAAGCGCAGCGAGAAUAUUUUGGUGAGUUGGAUCGAGCGGGUGUUCGAGACAAGCUAGACGAACUGCUGGAUUAUUGCGCUGCGGAUGUCGAUGUCACCCACCGUGUAUACAAGAAAGUGUUUCCAAAUUUUCUCGAAACUUGUCCGCAUCCCGUCAGUUUCGCUGCCUUGCGACAUCUUUCUUCCGUCAUUUUGCCUGUUGAUAAAUCCUGGGAGGCAUAUCUUGGAAAUGCAGAAGCAACAUAUCACAAAUUAUCGGAUGCUGUUCAGGAGAGACUUGUGGCUCUUGCAGAAAAAGCAUUAGCUAUCAAAGGGGAUUCGACACAGUGGAGCAACGAUCCUUGGCUUAAGCAACUUGACUGGUCGGGUCAGGAAGUUAAGAUGGUCAAAGGAAAGAAGAAGAACGAUCCACCUCGACCUGCCGCACGGCAGAAGAUGCCUGGAAUGCCACAGUGGUAUAAAGAUUUGUUUAUGAAGAAAGACGGACCUAUUGGGUUGACUGUGAGAACACGCAUUGCACCUUUGUUGCUGCGGUUAUCGUGGGAAGGAAAUCCCCUGGUGUGGUCUGACAAAUACGGUUGGACCUUCAAAGUCGCAAUAGAAAAAGCCCAUGAAUAUCAGCAGAAGCAAAUGCAGAAAUGUACUGCUUUUGAAGAGAAGGAUAUGCAUUUAAGAGAUGACAGAAGUAAUGCUUAUUUCAAAGUACCGCAUAAAGAUGGCCCACAAGCAAGAUGUGCCAAUCCAAUGGCCAAAAGCUACAUGGCUUAUUUCGAAAAGGGAAUUCUGUCAUCUGAAUUUGCCUAUGCCAAGGAAGCCCUCGAGAUGAAUGCUUCUUGUUCCUACUGGAUCAGUGCGCGAGAUCGGAUCAUGUCUCAGAUGGUCGUGUAUGAAGGUGAUGGAGCGAAAGGGUCUGCACAUGGCAAAUCGACUUCAGAAACAGGGUAUAUCCUGCCUCAAGUAAUUCCUAUGGGAACAGUCACUCGAAGGGCUGUUGAAAACACAUGGCUCACGGCCAGUAACGCCAAGAAGAAUAGAGUUGGAUCGGAACUCAAGUCGAUGGUGAAAGCGCCUCCUGGAUAUUGCUUCGUUGGUGCCGAUGUCGAUUCUGAGGAAUUGUGGAUUGCCAGUCUUAUUGGUGAUGCUCAGUUUAAGGUUCAUGGUGGGAAUGCAGUUGGGUUCAUGACCUUGGAAGGUACCAAGGCAGCUGGAACCGAUUUACAUUCAAGGACGGCAGGUAUCCUAGGCAUUACUAGGAAUGACGCCAAAGUGUUUAAUUAUGGUCGAAUUUAUGGAGCUGGACUCAAAUUCGCUUCUACAUUAUUACGACAGUUUAAUCCCAGUCUCUCAGAGGCAGAGACCACGAAAGUUGCUUCCAAUUUAUACAAAGCUACAAAAGGUCAAAAGACGAAUAGAAAGACUCUUCAUAAGAAGGCUUUCUGGAGAGGUGGAACGGAGAGUUUUGUUUUCAAUAAGCUGGAAGAAUUCGCGGAACAAGAAAGACCUCGAACACCAGUACUCGGAGCUGGAAUCACGGAGGCUUUGAUGAGCCGCUUCGUUAGUACCGGUGGGUUUAUGACUUCCAGAAUCAACUGGGCUAUUCAGUCAUCAGGUGUCGAUUACCUACAUCUUCUCAUAAUCAGCAUGGAUUAUUUAAUACGCAGGUUCAACGUCGACGCACGUCUUGCAAUCACUGUCCACGAUGAGAUCCGCUAUCUUGUCCGCGAAGAAGACAAAUACAGAGCAGCAAUGGCACUUCAAGUCUCCAAUAUCUGGACACGCGCCAUGUUCUCUCAACAAGUCGGAAUCAACGACCUCCCCCAAGCAUGCGCCUAUUUCUCAGCAGUCGACAUCGACCACGUGCUCCGCAAAGAAGUAGACAUGGAUUGUAUCACACCCUCCCACCACACCCCCAUCCCCCAUGGCGAAUCCAUCGACAUGUCCACCCUCCUCACUAAAGUUAAUGCUACUCUCGACCCCUCCAUCAUCCCCACCUCACCCCCAGACCUCUCUAAAAUCGCCUACACCCACCGCACACCCGUCAUGGAAACCCUCGCCUCAAACCCCUCCCUCAAUUUCCUCCGCGCGCAGAUCACAAACGACGAUAAAGAACUCCGCGAUAUCCUCAAAGACGAACGGAAGACUGUGGAAUCAGCACCACCCGUCAAACGCAAAACAACGUCUACUACUAAACCAGUACGAAACCUCGUACCCUAUCAAAAUCAUGCGCAGAUGCUCGAGAUGGAACAACCUUCUAUUUCGGAGCUGCUAGGCAGUGGGAAUUUCAGGAAGGGGUAUGAGAAUGGGAAGAAAACUUGGGGAUGGGAACGACAGGCGGGGAGUCGGGCGAGACCUGCUACGAGGUGGUAA
Molecule: messenger RNA, 3420 nt
Organism: Glarea lozoyensis ATCC 20868
Lineage: Eukaryota; Fungi; Ascomycota; Leotiomycetes; Helotiales; Helotiaceae
Product: DNA/RNA polymerase
Exons: 2
Coding region: 1-3420 (1139 amino acids)
Biological process (GO): mitochondrial DNA replication
Cellular component (GO): mitochondrion; gamma DNA polymerase complex
Molecular function (GO): 3'-5' exonuclease activity; DNA-directed DNA polymerase activity; DNA binding
Source: RefSeq, a predicted model, not a curated record